CACCCGCAGCUGCGAGCAAAUUAUCCUGGAACUAUUUUUUCCUCCUCCUCCUCCUUUUCGUCGCGAAACGGAAAACCGCAGCUCCGGCUUCGGAGGCCCCAAAUCUCGGCGCCCCCCCCCCCCCCCCCCCCCCCCCCCCCCCCCCCCCCCCCCCCCCCCCCCCCCCCCCCCCCCGAUCGAUGGUCCGGCGGCCCGCCGACGUCCGCCCGUGAGCCUCCGCCCUCCUCCGGCUCGCGCGCGCGCGCGAUUUCUCGCAUUUCCCUUCUGUUGCGUGUUCUCUGUCGCGUUGCAUCUGUUCGCUGCCGCGGAUGGAUCGGGGGCAGCAGCAGGGCGUCAGCCUGCAGCCGCACCGAUUCGACCACCCCCGGAUGCAGUACCCGCAGCACGGCGGCGGCCGCAGCCGCGUGCCGCCGUUCGCGCGCGGCGGCCGCGGCCAGAAGCACUUCUAUCGGCAGCCCCCACCGCCGCCGCCGUCCAUUCAGCCGGGCGCGCCCGCGCGACACAGGUACGAGGUGCUCAUGGAGGCCGGCCGCCUCGCCGCCGAGUACCUGGUGGCCAAAGGCGUGCUCCCGCCGGCAUCGCUGCAGCGGGGCGGUGGAGCUGGGUGGGGUCAGAUGCCGCCCGCGCCUCCGUUGCCGCAGGCUCAGGAAGCCCCCGCGUUCUACGACUCCCGCCGGAAUGGCCGACAGCGUCUUGAUGAUGAGUACGGUAAUCCUAACCCCCGCUCACGCCGGAACCAUGGUGGUGAUUACAAUGGCGGUGACAAUGGUAACUACAAUGGGAGGGGGAAGAGGAAGUUUGGGGCUUACAACAGGAAUUCAGAGUGGGGCCGGGACAGGGAGAGGAGUAGGGAUUAUUUGGAUAGCCGGAAUUAUGGUGAUGAUGACGAGGAGGAUAGGGCUCCUGGGUAUAGGAGGGACCGGCGAGCCAGUGCUGGGAUUGAUGAGGUUGGGAGUAGUGUCUCGGGCGUGGCCGGGGACAGACCAACAUCGAAGCUGGAGGCUGUGGGGGAGUCAGAGUUGGAGGAUACUGGCUCAAAGGUGAGCUCUAACAGUAAUGUCAGGAAGGAUGUUGAUGUCGUGCAAGAGGUGCAGAAUGAGAAUGAGGCUAAUAAAAUGGAGGAGGAUGCUAAGGUGUCUGAUUUGGAGGUCGUUGAGAAAGGGAUCAACAGUGAGAGUAUUCAUACUAAUGCUUCUUCUGGUGUUGUUGAGGAGGGGGAGAUAAAUCAUUCGCCAGUGCCCUCAGAUGACAAGCCUGAUGAUGGUAGUAUUAUGGACGAGAAGGCUGAACAUGACAAGAGUUUAGAUGACAAGGCUGAAGAUGAGAAGGGAUCAAGCGUUGAAAAUAAUUUGCAUGGUGGUUGUCAGAAUUUGCUGAGCAAUUGUAAUUUUGCAAGAGCCCCAACAAGACCACGAUCAAUACCUGCUCAUAGGAAUGGAGCAUCAACCCAUAGAGAUACUGCAUUGGCCAAACAGGUAGAUCUGGCUCCUCCGAUGGUGAUUGAUGAAUCAGCAAAUGACAGCUCCUUGACUAAUGUCCAGGGAGACAAUAAAGAUCACCUUGUCUGCCUAGAACAUACUGACCCAAGUCUUGCUUGCAAUCAAAUGGUGGAACACGUGGGACUCCAAGAAGAAGCAGCACAAACUGAGAUACGAGAUGUGCAAGAACAGAACAGUACUGCACAACAUUACACAGUUCAGGAAAUUAAGGAGUGUGAUGGACUGAAUCCUACACUGGCUUCUCAGCACGAUUGUUCGAAGCUUCAAGUGAGGGAAGAAGUGCAAAUUUACAAUAUUGAUACACCACCACAACAUGAAGACUUGAUUGAUUCAGCUGAUAAAGGGAAAACAACAGAUAGUGUGGAAUUAUUACCUAAUAUCAAAGAUGAAGCUGUUGUCACGAUAAAACAGGAAGAACUUGGUCAAUCUAGCUCAUUUAAAAUAUGUGAUCUCAACCUCAUUGGUAGUCCAGAGCUUGCUGAUAUACGAAAUGAUCCUGGUUUUGGCCAGUGCUCCAAUGUUGUAUGUUCAAUGGAGGUGCAAAAUCAGCAGCCUUUUGAUUUUGGAACAACUGUGGGUAACAAUGCUAGUAACACUGACAGAUUUUCCCAAAUUCCGUUAAACGAUAAGGUUAUUCAAAUAAUUGAUAUUGAAGAUGACCCUCCAAUUGAACCUAGUGUGUCUGAUACUUUAAGACCAAAAAGUGAGAUGGUAUAUCCAAGCAUGGAUAAUAUGAUGAGCUCUAGUGUGAACACAAACAUUUUCCCUGGCACGCAAGAUGGUUAUAACAUCGCAAUUCCAGAUUUCCUUGGUGCUGAUAUGCCAUGCUACCCACCAUUACAUGCAGACCUUCAUGCCGAGAUGGGCCUAAAUGAUCCAGAGGUCAUUACUGUCAUGGAUGAUCCAAUAUAUGAUUCUCUAGGUGAUAUUGGUUUUAUGGAGGUUUGGGAUCAGCAGCCUCCGGACUACAAAUUCUUCUGAUGUGGCGCUAAAUCUUGCUGCUGAAACUGUCCGAGAAUUCAAUGAAUGAACAGAGUUGUUCUAGUAUAGCUGGAAAUAAACAGUUAAAUUUCUGCUGCAGCACCGGCAGCAUCUCACGGACACAACACGAACACACGUCCAGUCCAGGGUCAUCUUGGCCGCUCCGUGAAGACAAGGUCUGCACGGUUUGCUCAACCACUAGAGUAGAUGGUUAGUGUUUUGGUCGUCUGGACCUAGCGCACGAGUGUACCAUAGUUUCCACAGCAUUUUGUUCAUUUGUUCAAUGGUGUAUUCACCCCUAAAAGGAUUGUUCUUUUUUGUAUAAACAGUUUGAUAUGUCAUACAUAAAUUUAAAUUUGUUGUUUCA
Triticum urartu is the source of this 2847-nucleotide messenger RNA. RefSeq lists its product as uncharacterized. The record is from RefSeq and is a predicted model, not a curated record. Lineage: Eukaryota; Viridiplantae; Streptophyta; Magnoliopsida; Poales; Poaceae.